Molecule: messenger RNA, 1581 nt
Organism: Huiozyma naganishii CBS 8797
Lineage: Eukaryota; Fungi; Ascomycota; Saccharomycetes; Saccharomycetales; Saccharomycetaceae
Gene: ACH1
Product: acetyl-CoA hydrolase
Exons: 1
Coding region: 1-1581 (526 amino acids)
Biological process (GO): acetate metabolic process
Cellular component (GO): mitochondrion
Molecular function (GO): acetyl-CoA hydrolase activity; acetate CoA-transferase activity
Source: RefSeq, a predicted model, not a curated record
AUGACCAUUUCGCAGUUAUUAAAGAGUAGAGUGAGGUACGCUCCUUACUUGAAUAGGGUGAAGGAGGCGCACGAGUUGAUCCCGCUGUUCAAGUCCGGACAGUACCUUGGGUGGUCCGGGUUUACCGGGGUCGGGACUCCGAAGUGUGUCCCCGAGGCACUCGUGGACCAUGUGGAGCAGAACGAUCUACAGGGGAAGCUGCAGUUCAAUCUGUUCGUUGGGGCAUCUGCUGGUCCAGAGGAGGAGCUGUGGGCGCAAAACGGUAUGAUCCUGAGGAGAGCCCCCCACCAAGUUGGGAAGCCGAUCGCAAAGGCGAUCAACCAGGGAAGGAUCAAGUUUUUCGAUAAGCAUCUGUCGAUGUUCCCACAGGAUUUGACGUACGGGUUUUACACGAGGGACAGAACGGAUGGGAAGAUCCUCGACUACAUGAUCAUUGAGGCCACCGCUAUCAAAGAGGACGGGUCGAUUGUACCGGGGCCCUCUGUGGGUGGGUCGCCUGAGUUUGUCUCCGUCAGCGACAAAAUCAUUGUCGAGGUCAACACAGCGACUCCCUCGUUCGAGGGGAUUCACGAUAUCGAUAUGCCCGUGCUGCCACCGUACAGACAACCUUACCCUUACACAAAAGUGGAUCAGAAAUCAGGGUUGGACUCGAUCCCAGUGGAUCCGGAAAGAGUCGUUGCCAUUGUCGAGUCCACCACGAGGGACAAAGUGCCCCCCAACACCCCAUCAGACGAGAUGUCCAAGGGGAUAGCCGCCAACCUCGUAGAGUUUUUCAGGGAUGAGGUCAACCAUGGCAGGCUUCCACCAAACUUACUCCCAUUGCAGAGUGGUAUCGGUAACAUCGCGAACGCAGUCAUCGAGGGGCUUGCAGGUGCCAACUUCAAACACUUGAACGUCUGGACGGAAGUACUACAGGACUCCUUCUUGGACUUGUUCGACAACGGGUCUCUAGACUACGCGACUGCGACCUCAGUCAGACUCACGGAGAAAGGUUUCGAGAGGGCGUUCGAGAAUUGGGAACACUUCAAACACAAACUGUGCCUAAGAUCGCAAGUAGUGUCCAACUCUCCAGAGAUCAUCAGAAGACUUGGUGUCAUUGCGAUGAACACACCUGUUGAAGUGGAUAUCUACGCACAUGCAAACUCGACCAACGUCAACGGGUCCCGUAUGUUGAACGGGCUCGGCGGCUCUGCUGAUUUCUUGAGAAACGCCAAGUUGUCCAUCAUGCACUGUCCAUCGGCAAGACCAACAAAGACGGACCCAACGGGUAUAUCCUCGAUUGUGCCCAUGGUAUCGCACGUCGAUCAAACGGAACACGAUCUGGACGUCGUUGUCACUGAACAGGGGCUUGCUGACUUGAGAGGGCUUGCUCCAAGGGAAAGAUCACGUGAGAUCAUCAAGCAGUGCGCUCACCCUGAUUACAAAGAUUUGCUAAUGGAUUACGUCCAGAAAUCCGAGCACUACGCGGCGAAACACAACUGUAUGCACGAACCACACAUGCUAAGAAACGCGCUGAAGUUUCACACCAACUUGCAAGAGAAGGGUACGAUGAAGGUUGCGGAAUGGGAUCCAGUCGACUGA